GUGUCGGCAAUGCUCUUUCCCAGCGCUUUCCCUGGAAAUUAAAGCCAGUCCUAAAGUGCAAGCUUUUGUUGGUGAACAAGUAUCAUUGAAAUGCUCAUUCAAAUCCAGUUCGCCCAUCACUGAGCGCCUGACAGUAGACUGGACAUACCGGCCCCUCGCAGGUGGUCAGAUGGAGACAAUUUUUCAUUAUCAGUCUGUUCCAUAUCCAACAACAGUGGGAAAGUUCAAAGGCAGGAUAUCCUGGCUUGGGAAUGUUGCCAAGGGUGACGCUUCCAUUGCAGUCCAAAGCCCAGUGAUGAGCGACAACGGGACGUUCAUCUGCAGCGUGAAGAAUCCUCCAGACGUGUACCAUAACAUUCCCCAGACAACGCUGAUAGUGACAGAGAGGGGCCUUUCCUUCCAGCUAACUUCAGCAGUGCUGCUGUCCAUUUUAGUAUUUCUCCCUUCCGUCAUUGUGGUCAUUCUGCUGUUGGUAAGGAUGGGAAGGAAAUUCGGAGUGCUAAAGGAGAAAAAAAAAUCGGGCUGUAAGAAAUCCUCCAUCGAAGUGCCUGAACGUACAGAGACAGGCAACUGCUUGGGGAAACUGAAGGACUGGUGUCUGACCUGUGUGGACACAGAUGAGGAAGACCCAUACUGA
This is a messenger RNA of Phaethon lepturus (White-tailed tropicbird), 637 nucleotides long. RefSeq names its product myelin protein zero-like 3 (gene MPZL3). The annotation marks the transcript as partial. Gene Ontology annotation, cellular component: membrane. The transcript has 5 exons. The record is from RefSeq and is a predicted model, not a curated record. NCBI's taxonomy places the organism in Eukaryota, Metazoa, Chordata, Aves, Phaethontiformes, Phaethontidae.